AUGGCGGCUCCCGCAAUCGUCGUGUCUGCCAUUCAAACACUUGGUGAAUUGCCUCCCGUCCAUCUAGCUCUUCUCGCAGUCUCCACCAUUCCACUGAGCGUUCUCGCCGUAUACAGUCUAUUAUCUGGUGAAAAUUCCAACCCCUACCUCACAAAGAGAGGUUUCCUCCACCUUCUUGUCACCGCAGAAGUCAAAGCAAUCUGCCAGGUCCACUAUCGCAUUUGGAACGCCGACCCGACCCGCGAGCCUAAGACCUUCUUCGACAUUCUCGACCUGGACUCCCUCAAGAGACCCUUUAUUGACAAUACCUGGAACGACAUCAAUGAUAAGGUGCCUACCAAUAUGAACUGGCUCACGUUCCUCAGGAGCUUCUCCUCGACUUGGAGCUGGAUCAAAGAAAGAACUAAAAUGUUCGAUAAAUAUCUCACUAAAGACGAGGAUGUGGCAUUUCGGAUGGAGCAUUACCCGAUUGACGAUGGACCAUAA
Molecule: messenger RNA, 486 nt
Organism: Fusarium mangiferae
Lineage: Eukaryota; Fungi; Ascomycota; Sordariomycetes; Hypocreales; Nectriaceae
Exons: 1
Coding region: 1-486 (161 amino acids)
Source: RefSeq, a predicted model, not a curated record